GGAGGCUUGGAAGAAAGAAGGGGAAGGGAGAAGGAAGAGGCACACGCCCCAGAUCGCCUCCACAGAAGAAAAUCCGGUACGCGAGGCCGCAGCCGUACGCACCCACAACCCGUCCGGCCGCGCCCUUCCCCGGCCGCUUCUGGCUCCUCUUCCAUUCUUCCCUUCCAUCUCCAUGGCCGUGGGGAGUGGGCCGUGCUUGCUCGCCGUGGCGCUUCUCGCCGCCGCUUGGAUCUCCGACGCUUCGUCAUCGGAUAAGCAGGCAGACAGCAGCCAGCAAUAUGUCAACUGCAUGCCUUGCUCUAGGACGUACAUUGCUGACGCAUAUGUCGAUGCCUUGACGAGCCAGCUCUCUGAGCAUCGUGAAUUGACCGAAGUACGUGAUACCGCCGACUUGUGUAAAGGACUUGCUGAUGAACUUGAUGUGCCUACGCUUUCAGAAGUGAAUCGUCAGCUGGUUGGCGAAGGUUCCCACCGCCGCUUGAUCUAUUCUAUCAAAUUUGGUAACUCCAAAGAUGCCAUGGUACAAUUCCUUGAUGGUUACGAUGCCAAUCUGGUGAUACUUGAAAAGCUCCCGAGUGGUGUAUUUGCUGACCCAUUUGAGCUGCAGCACUUUGUUGAGCGGAAAGUUUUUCUCGAUGUUGCUGUUUUUGGAGACACGAACCUUGAACUGCCCUCCGCUCUGUCCAACCGGUCAGCUGUUGAGAUUCAUUUUGAUCUCAAGCCAAGCACAUCGAUGGACUAUAACCUUGUAAUAGAGCUUCCUCUCCAUGCUAGAUAUCCACCUCUUGAUGCCAGCGGUUACGCAACGGUUGAGUUCGGCAGCCCAGACCUGCUCCUCCGUUACAGGAGAAAGGAAACCCGUCCUGAUCCCUGUGUGUGGGCCCUCCAGAAUCUCCACGCCACGCCUGUGGAGAAAGCCGCAUGGCGCAUACCCUGUGGCGACGAAGCGCACACGGGAUUUGUAUCUAGCCUCACUUUCAUUUCAGCUCUGGUUUGCUCCAUGUCCAUAGUCUUAGCAGCUUCCCUAACUCCUUGAUACAAGUACCGGAAACGCAGGACACGGUGCAAUUGAUAUAGUCAGCAGAAAUGCCUUUUUUGUCGCAAGACUUAUGCACAUCAUUUCGUGCGUACUUUUACGCGUCAUUUGCAAAAAGAAAAAGGAUGAAAAAUUCAAUUUCGUAUUCGGGACGUGAUCCAGAUCUGAAAUUCUGAAGCCACACUGUUCCGUGAUACCAUAUCUUUGAGGAAGCCAGGUAGAGGCAGUUGAAGAGCGUCAGCUGCAUGAUUGGUGUGACCUUGUCCUGUUGUCACUGCACGCUUAUAACUAACCGACGGGCAGAGGAAGGGGGGUCGUCCUGGAAGAAGAAUAAGAGGAUGUGUUGCAGGCUGAAGCGAGCACUUGUGCUGAGUGGAUCCGCUGGACAGGGCCUCCAUGAAGCCUCUCUGCACUUCACCUGAUCACCUCCCUUAUUUUACUACUUGUGCCGAGGGCUUCUUCUAUUAUAUAUUUAUAUAAAGGGAUCUUGUAUGACUUUCCAAGCGAUUUUCCGGUAUAAAGAUUGUUUGAUCUUUUAAGA
Molecule: messenger RNA, 1577 nt
Organism: Triticum dicoccoides
Lineage: Eukaryota; Viridiplantae; Streptophyta; Magnoliopsida; Poales; Poaceae
Product: phosphatidylinositol-glycan biosynthesis class X protein-like
Exons: 4
Coding region: 173-1036 (287 amino acids)
Biological process (GO): GPI anchor biosynthetic process
Cellular component (GO): endoplasmic reticulum membrane
Source: RefSeq, a predicted model, not a curated record